Molecule: messenger RNA, 1326 nt
Organism: Perkinsus marinus ATCC 50983
Lineage: Eukaryota; Perkinsozoa; Perkinsida; Perkinsidae
Product: glycylpeptide N-tetRadecanoyltransferase, putative
Exons: 16
Coding region: 1-1326 (441 amino acids)
Biological process (GO): N-terminal peptidyl-glycine N-myristoylation
Cellular component (GO): cytoplasm
Molecular function (GO): glycylpeptide N-tetradecanoyltransferase activity
Source: RefSeq, a predicted model, not a curated record
AUGUCCACCGACAACAACAAGAAGACUACAUUGGACGGGUCCACGCCUGAAGAUACAGAAAAGGUGAAGCCUCUCGUUAGCACUGAGAAGGUUGGGGAUGUGGAACAGGCUGAAAUCAAGGAACUGCUGGACAAGAUGCGCUUAGCGCCCGCCGCGACCUCGCCUAAGACACAUAAGUUUUGGAAUACACAACCGGUACCGCAGCUAGAUGCAGACCCUGUUUCCCAAGAGGCGCGAGGUCCUAUUGAUGAGCUUAAAAAGGUGUCUGAUAUUCCUAAGGAGCCCUACAACCUCCCACCUGCAUUCGAGUGGGCGAAUAUCGACGUUAAUGAUCCGGAACAGAUCCAGGAAGUUUAUACACUUCUUAAUGAGAACUAUGUCGAGGAUGACGAGGCAAUGUUCAGGUUUGACUACAGCCCGGAGUUUCUUCGAUGGGCCCUGACCCCUCCGCAUUACGUGCCAGAGUGGCAUUUUGGAGUGAGAGUGAAGGCUAAUGGAAAGUUGGUGGGCUUUAUUACUGGUAUCCCUGCAACGAUGGAAGUUCGCGGCGACGAGUUGCGAACAGCCGAGAUUAACUUUUUGUGUGUCCAUAAGAAGCUCAGGUCCAAGCGCCUCGCUCCAGUUCUUAUCAAGGAGAUCACCAGAAGGGUUAACUUGACUGAUCGAUGGCAGGCUGUGUAUACGUCGGGAACUAUACUUCCACGUCCUGUCACUGCUGCACGGUAUCACCACAGGUCUUUGAACCCUAAGAAGCUCUGUGAGGUUGGCUUCACACGCCUGGCUCCUAGGAUGACUAUGGCGAGAUGCAUAAAGUUGUAUAAGGUCGCCGACCAUCCUAGCAUCUCCGGACUGAGGCCGAUGGAAAUGAAGGACAGAAAGCAGGUUACUAAGUUACUCAAUGAAUACUUGUCGAAAUUUAAAGUUCAUCCCGUGCUAUCACAGCAUGAGGUCGGCCAUUGGCUUUUACCCAGGGAAAACGUCAUACAGACUUACGUUCGGGAGGAUAACGGAAAGGUUACUGACUUUUUGUCUUUUUAUUCUCUCCCGAGUUCCGUCCUUGGCAACGAGAAGCACAAGACCCUUUUCGCAGCUUAUUCGUAUUACAAUGUGGCUAACACUGUCAGCUUGAAGCAACUUAUGGCUGAUGCCCUUGUUUUGGCGAAGAAAGAAGGAUUUGAUGUGUUCAACGCGUUGAAUCUCAUGGACAACAACGAGUUUCUGGAAGACUUGAAGUUUGGUCGGGGUGAUGGAGAUCUCCAAUAUUACUUAUACAAUUGGAAAUGUCCCUUCAUGGAGCCUCAGGACAUGGGCCUGGUCCUACUGUAG